AUGACGGCAGCAAACACAGACAAAACGACCGACAAGGAGAACGAUCCCGGUCCCCAUACAUCGGUAUCCACUACCGCCACGCCCCCUUCUGCAGCUGCCCAGGAUGUGGGGGGAUGUGUUGGGCGCAGUGGAGGGACAUCGAGCCCUAAGUUUCAGUCGUAUGUAAAUGGCAAUGGCUACGGAGUGUACAAGAUAAUCAAGACCCUUGGGAAGGGCAAUUUCGCGAAAGUCAAGUUGGCGAUUCAUCUGCCCACCGGUCGGGAAGUGGCCAUUAAGCUGAUCGAUAAAACUACGUUAAAUACGAUUGCUCGGCAGAAGUUGUACCGAGAGGUCAAUAUAAUGAAAAGGCUCAACCACCCGAAUAUUGUGCGCCUCUUCCAAGUUAUCGAGUCGGAAAGGACCCUCUACUUGGUAAUGGAGUAUGUCAGCGGGGGAGAACUCUUCAAUUAUCUGGUCAAAAACGGAAGGAUGCGGGAGCGAGAUGCCAGGGUGCUCUUCCGCCAGUUGGUGUCUGCUAUUGAAUACUGUCACAGCAAGUCGAUUGUGCAUCGGGAUCUAAAGGCGGAGAACUUGUUGUUGGACCAGCAUAUGAAAUUGAAGAUCGCUGACUUUGGUUUCAGCACCACGUUUGAACCGAAAGCGCCACUGGAAACGUUUUGCGGAAGUCCACCGUAUGCCGCCCCUGAACUGUUCAGAGGAAAGAAGUACUCUGGACCGGAGGUGGACUCUUGGUCACUGGGUGUGGUGCUGUACACCUUGGUGAGUGGUUCCCUACCCUUCGAUGGAACCAAUCUGAAGGAGCUUCGCGACCGAGUUAUACGUGGCAAGUAUCGCGUCCCGUAUUACGUCUCCAUUGAAUGUGAGAGUCUUAUUAGGAAGUUCCUCGUUCUGAAUCCAACGCAACGUAUUAGUUUAUCGGCUGUCAUGGCGGAUCGCUGGAUCAACAUGGGCUACGAGCAAGGUAACGGAUUGAGGCCGUUUCAGGAGAAGCCUAUAGAUAUACAUGAUGUAAAUCGAUUGAAUUUGCUGUCGAACAUGGGUCACAAGCCUCGUGAUGUAGAGCAAUCGCUGAAGAACCAGAAGUUCGACGACAUUUAUUGCACCUAUAUGCUCCUGGAUGUUGCUAAACAGAGCUCAACAGCCUGCAGCGAGAAAUGGGGAUCACCUUUUAGGAAAACUCCUACGGCUACGCCAGGCAGCAGUCGGAUUCCUGUUCCUAUAGCUUCUCCCAAUGUUACUAUUAGCCAUGUGACCUUUUCACUGGACAAGAGUUCACCAAAUAAGCCUGGCGCCACUUCCAUUCGUCCCAUGGCUCCGCGCUUGGCAAAUGUCCUCACUCCGCCACCAUUGACACCACCGCCCAAAAAAUAUAUCUGCUGCUCGGCUAGCAAGGCCACCAAUCCAAGACGUUCCGAGCCGUCCAGUACCCCACAACCUGCGAUGCCCAAGAAAGGAGUCGGCGCUCCAGUGGAUGUGAAGACAACUCUACUGAGUGCCCAACGAAAGUUGGCUGUAAACCAAAAGCUGAACAGCGCAUCACACCAAAUUCGGAGUCCCUUUACGCAGUCCCCAAGUCAAGCUUCAGGAUGCACCAGAACACCACCGACUCAUUUCGAAAUGGUGGACUCGACCAGCACUCCCCUAAAGGUGCUUAAAUUGGCAUCCAACAUCCAGACUCCACCCUCCACCGAAAACACAAAUGGCCGCCCGCGAUUGGGCUUCUUCUCUAAGCUGUCCGCACGCUUUGUUCGAAGAUCACUCCAAAAAGGCGAAAAGGACAUCAGCGAGCAGCGCAGCAACGUCACCAAGUAGCAAGGUGUUAGGUCAGCGCAUCCCAAAAGGAUGCUUCCCUGCACAGACAAUCGCAAGUGAUAUAGCAGCCCUCCCGAAUGGACGAUCGACCUUAUGUGUAAAUGGUAUUUUAAUUAAAACGACUUAAAUUUAGUAUAACAAAUAAAUGUUGAUGGCAUAUGUGAGGUGAUCGUUCUGAACUGAUCUUGAAACUUGACUGUCAAACCAAUAAAAUAAAUUUGAACAAUUGCUUUAUCUUCAUAAUUUUUAAAUUUUACGAUAGAAGUUUAAAAUAAAUAUGUAGAUUUUAAAUUCGUUUAUAUGUAUAAACUUUGGUACUGUUUCUCAUUAGCUAGUUAACAUAAGAACAGCCUAAAAAUAAAAACGGUUUACUCAUGA
Molecule: messenger RNA, 2190 nt
Organism: Drosophila simulans
Lineage: Eukaryota; Metazoa; Arthropoda; Insecta; Diptera; Drosophilidae
Gene: KP78b
Product: MAP/microtubule affinity-regulating kinase 3
Exons: 1
Coding region: 1-1812 (603 amino acids)
Biological process (GO): microtubule cytoskeleton organization; intracellular signal transduction; protein phosphorylation
Cellular component (GO): cytoplasm
Molecular function (GO): ATP binding; protein serine/threonine kinase activity; tau-protein kinase activity
Source: RefSeq, a predicted model, not a curated record